Messenger RNA from Carassius carassius (crucian carp), 3751 nucleotides. RefSeq names its product mucin-2-like. The record is from RefSeq and is a predicted model, not a curated record. Lineage: Eukaryota; Metazoa; Chordata; Actinopteri; Cypriniformes; Cyprinidae. Gene Ontology annotation, molecular function: protein binding. The transcript is spliced from 19 exons. Bases 1 to 3516 code for a protein of 1171 amino acids. Gene Ontology annotation, cellular component: extracellular matrix.
AUGAAUAGCAACACACCCAGUACAGAGCCAGAAGGAUUCGAAACUGAGACCAUUAAUACAUUGUGGAAUUCUGGAAAGAUAACCUGUCAGAACCCAGACGAGAUUAAAUGUAGGGCAGUGGAUUAUCCACAAAAAUCUCUGCAAGAUUUGGGACAAAUAGUGUAUUGCAAUACAUCAUUUGGACUGUCGUGUUCAAAUGAAGAAAAUGCAGAUGCCAUUCCAUCACUUUGUUAUAAUUAUGAAAUAAGUGUAAAAUGUUGUGAAGACAUUUGUAUUACCUCAACAAUGUCCCCAACAUCAACUGAGACAUCCACAAUCACAACAACUACUGUAACAAUAACACCUACAUCAACAGAAACAACAACACCUACAACUGUUACAAUAACACCUAAGUCAACGGAAACAUCAUCUACAACUACUGGCACAACAACAACUUCAACAACAGAGACAUCCACAAUCACAUCCAUGACUACCACACCAAUUACUGUAACGACAACACCUACAUCAACAGAAACAACAACACCUACAACUGUUACAAUAACACCUACGUCAACGGAAAUACCAUCUACAACUACUGGCACAACAACAACUUCAACAACAGAGACAUCCACAAUCACAUCCAUGACUACCACACCUAUUAUUGUAACGACAACACCUACAUCAACAGAAACAACACCAUCUACAAUAACACCUAUAUCAACCGAAACACCAUCAACAACAAGUACUGUUACAGUUACCACACCAAUUACUUUAACGACAACACCUACAUCAACGGAAACACCAUCUACAAUAACACCUACAUCAACAGAAACACCAUCUACAACUACUACCAAGACAACAACAUCAACAACAGAGACAUCCACAAUCACAUCCAUGACUACCACACCAAUUACUGUGACAACAACACAUACAUCAACAGAGACAUCCACAAUCACACCAACUACUGUAACAAUAACACCUACAUCAACAGAAACAACAACACCUACAACUGUUACAAUAACACCUACAUCAACAGAAACACCAUCUACAACUACUGGCACAACCUCAACAACAACACCAUCAACAGAGACAUCCACAAUCACAUCCAUGACUACCACACCAAUUACUGUAACAAUAACAUUUACAUCAACAGAAACAACACCAUCUACAACUGUUACAACAACAACUGCAUCAACAGAGACAUCUACAAUCCCACCCAUUACAACAAUUACUGGGACAUCAACAUCUAUGCCAACAGAAACUACACCAACUACAACUGUUACAAUAACACCUACAUCAACAAAUACAUUUACAACCACUACUGUCACACCAACUACUCAUAAGGAGUCAUGGAUUGAAGACUGCAAAAACAAAACAUGCAUAAAUGGCAAUGUCACCUCAAAACCUCUACAGUGUGAAAAAUCUGUCAUACCUACAUGUAGCAAUGGAAUUAAACCUAAGAAGGUGUCUUAUGACAAUGGCUGCUGCUAUAAGUAUGAGUGUGAAUGUAAAUGCAGUGGAUGGGGUGACCCACAUUACAAAACAUUUGAUGGAACAUACUACGCUUUCCAGGGAAACUGCACUUAUGUUUUGUUCAAAGAAAUCAUCCCAAAAUACAAUAUCAGUGUCCAUGUUAAAAACUAUUAUUGUGAUAUAAAAAAUAAUCUGGCCUGUCCUGAGUAUGUGGUUGUGAACUACAAAUCCUAUAAAAUAAAGCUGACAAGCAACACUAAAGAGGUCCAGGUAAGUCUUAGGACUACAGUUAAACAUUCACAGGUCUAUGUUGAUGGUGAUAUGAAACAACUAACUUACAUAAAUAAUGACUUCUUCAUCACUACCUCUGGCAUGGCAGUAAUUGUGAACAUCACUGAAAUCAAAGUUGACAUUACUGUGAAUCAUCAAGGCUUUGAGAUCAAUCUCCCAUUCUCAUACUUCCAUGGUAAUACAGAGGGACAGUGCGGGGUUUGUGACAACAACCGUGCAAAUGACUGCAGACGUCCUGAUGGACAAAUCGACCCAUCAUGUGUGAACAUGGCAGAGCUUUGGAUGGUCCCCCCAGGAUGCAUAAAACCUCCAACUCCAUCUCCACCUACAAACUCAACUUCACCUAUAAUUAAGGUUCCCUGCAUUUCGACUAUUUGUGAUCUCAUCAAGAGCGAUAUGUUCAUGGAAUGCCAUGGGGUCAUUCCUUAUGAAAGUUAUUAUGAAGCAUGCAAAUAUGAUGUGUGCCACAUGGGAAACAGCUCUAUUGGUUGUACCAGUCUGGAGGCAUAUGCUCUGCUAUGUGGCAAAGAGGGUAUCUGUGUGGAGUGGAGAACAUCAAGUGAACUCACCAAAAAGUGUGAAUACAAGUGCCCCAGUCACAAAGUCUAUAAGGGAUGUGGUCCUAGAGUUGAAAAAACCUGCAGUACAAGGUACAAUGAUAUAUUUGUGGAGAAAGACUGUCAAAACAAUAACUGUCAUCAAACAUUUACGGAAGGCUGUUACUGUCCUGAUGACAAAUAUCGAGUUAGUUCAACGAUAGAUGCCUGUACAUCUUAUUGUGAUUGCAUCGGCCCUGAUGGAUUACCUAGACAGCCCGGCGAUACAUGGACCAUGGACUGUCAUGAAUACACAUGCUCCAAUGAGACCUUUGGUAUUAAAACUGUGCCUGUCGGGUGUCCGGCUGAAAAGUCCUGUGGACCAGAACAAAAGAAAAUAAUUGAAAACUGCUGCCUAACCUGCGUGUGUGAUCUCGAGCUGUGUCUUCAGAAGAAGUGUGCUGUGGGAUAUACAUUGGCAGCAAAUAAAUCUGAAGACAGUUGCUGUCCACCCUGUGUGCCCAAAGAUGUAUGUGUGUACAAUAACACUGAGUACCAGCCUGGAGUUCAAAUCCCCACAGAUCCCUGCAUCGAAUGUAACUGUCUAAUGGAUAAAGACCCAAAGACCCAACUACAUGUCAUCACGUGCGCUUCUAUAGCUUGUGAACCUUGCCCUGAUGGAUUUGUGCCUGUCCAAGAAGAAGGAGAAUGCUGUCAAACAUGCAAGCAAAAUAGCUGUUUUUAUACGGCGCCAGACAACACCACACAUAUUCUCAAGACUGGAGACACGUACAACUACAAGUGUGAGACUGUGAUCUGUCAACAAAUGAAUGACACAUUCAUGAUAGAGAAGACCAUAGCAACCUGUCCAGAGUUCAAUCCAGAUGAGUGUGUGCCUGGAACGCUGACACUUGAUGCAGAUGAAUGUUGCAAUACUUGUGAGCUCAGGAACUGUGUUCGUGUGAAGAACACCACAGAUGUUACUUUAAAUGACUGCAAGUCCAUCCAUCCCAUAGAAGUGACUUCCUGCAGUGGCCACUGUGACACAGAAUCGAUGUAUUCAAUGGGAGCCAACAUCAUGAUGCACAGCUGUUCUUGCUGUCGGGAGAUGAAAACCAGCAUUAAAAAAGUGCAGCUGAAGUGUUCUGAUGAGCGUGUGAUCGAUCAUGACUACGUCUACAUAGAGAGCUGCAAAUGCACUCCAAUUACAUGUGAAAACCAGAAGACUAGUGGAUAAAAGAUCCCAUUCAGUGUGUAUGCUAUACUGCUACAAUUCCAGAUAAAUUGCAAAAAAAAAAAACUAUGCAUAUAUUGGUGAAAGAUGGGACCAUUCAGCUUUUUAUUCUAUAACUAUUAUCUCUCAGGGCAUUUUCAGGGAAUUUUGAACAUUUUGUUUCUUCUUUAGCAAUGAAAAAUAAAAUUCUUUACAUCCUUGUGAAAUAAGUGAUGACUAUAAUAAAGCAAAAUAAAAA